AUGCAGCUUGAUAUGCUACAAGAAGAGAAUGACAAUGUCCUUGAGAAGCUCAGGUUUGCUGAAGAAAGUUGUCAGGAUGCAGAGAUGAGGGUUAAGGAGCUUGAGAAGCAGCGUGUUCGCUUAUAUGAUGCAAGUGCCAAUGUGUUUAGAGGAGAGUUCCUUCAUGGAGGUGCAGUUCUUGAUUGCUGCUUUCAUGAUGAUACCUCUGGUUUCAGUGCUAGUGCAGAUAACACUGUCACAAGGCUUGUUUUUGACCACGGAAGGGAGGAUCUUUUGGGAUGCCAUGAUGCCCCUGUUCGCUGUGUCGAGUACUCUUAUGCAACAGGGCAAGUGAUUACAGGGAGUUGGGACAAAAAACUUUGA
Lactuca virosa is the source of this 363-nucleotide messenger RNA. The record is from the annotation of a GenBank genome assembly. NCBI's taxonomy places the organism in Eukaryota, Viridiplantae, Streptophyta, Magnoliopsida, Asterales, Asteraceae.